Molecule: messenger RNA, 453 nt
Organism: Fusarium graminearum PH-1
Lineage: Eukaryota; Fungi; Ascomycota; Sordariomycetes; Hypocreales; Nectriaceae
Exons: 1
Coding region: 1-453 (150 amino acids)
Source: RefSeq, a predicted model, not a curated record
AUGUCUCCAAAAGAAUUAUUCACAAAGUACUUGAAGUUUCAACGGAAAAAGAAACAAGAAGAAACCGAUCAGUCCAAAUCAGCACCAGCACCUGUCAAAUCCACCCCAGCACGCAUACCAGAUGUUGUGGAACAACUUCAAAAGAGGCCCGUAAACAGGCCCAGAUCUACCAGUCCUCGGUAUACAUCUACGAGCCCCCAAGCUGCCAAUGAUGGAGGGAGCUACCUCGUGGGGAACAUCUAUGGAGGGGUCUCAAAUACUGGGGCUCAUCAUGGCGGUGGUCAUAAGGAUGGAGGCCAGUGGGGAUGGACAGGUGUAGAAGAUGGAGCAGGCGGUUCUCAUCAUGAUAGCGGAGGAGGUAGUGGAGGAGGUAGCGGAGGAGACAGUAGUGGUAGUGGCGGAGGGGGAGGAGGAGGAGAUGGCGGCGGCGGCGGUGGUGGUGGUGGUUGCUAA